Messenger RNA from Saccoglossus kowalevskii, 858 nucleotides. Its product is annotated as DNA-binding protein RFX2. The record is from RefSeq and is a predicted model, not a curated record. NCBI's taxonomy places the organism in Eukaryota, Metazoa, Hemichordata, Enteropneusta, Harrimaniidae. Gene Ontology annotation, biological process: regulation of transcription by RNA polymerase II. Gene Ontology annotation, molecular function: DNA-binding transcription factor activity, RNA polymerase II-specific; RNA polymerase II cis-regulatory region sequence-specific DNA binding.
UGAAAAUGAACCAGAAAAAAGGUUAUCCAAAGUUAAGCUAUAUGCACUAUGUAAAAGUGACCCUGUGCUGCGGUAUUUGCAACAUUAUGAUCAUAUGUUGUAUCAGGGAUUAGUAGAAGUCCUUAUACCAGACGUACUCCGACCAAUCCCCAGUGCACUUACACAAGCUAUCAGAAAUUUUGCAAAGAGUCUAGAAGGGUGGCUAAAAAAUGGCAUGCAAGGUGUGCCGCAAGAAAUGAUAUCAGUUAAAUUAGGGGCAGUGAGUGCUUUCGCACAAACACUCCGAAGGUAUACAUCGCUGAAUCACUUGGCACAAGCAGCGAGGGCGGUCUUACAAAAUAGCUCACAGAUUAGUCAGAUGCUAAGCGACCUCAAUCGGGUAGAUUUUGCAAAUGUCCAGGAGCAAGCAUCAUGGGUAUGUCAGUGUGAUGAUCAAGUAGUACAAAGGCUGGAACAAGACUUCAAGAUGACACUGCAGAACCAGAACACAUUGGAACAGUGGGCUAUCUGGUUAGAAGGUGUAGUAAACCAAGUGUUGAAACCACAUGAGGGUCAACCAGAUUUCCCCAAAGCAGCCCGACAGUUCCUGCUGAAAUGGUCAUUCUAUAGUUCCAUGGUUAUCCGAGAUUUAACUUUACGUAGUGCUGCCAGCUUUGGUUCAUUCCACUUGAUCCGUCUGCUGUAUGAUGAGUACAUGUUUUACUUGAUUGAACAUAAAGUAGCUGCCGCCACAGGGGAGACCCCAAUUGCCGUCAUGGAAAGCCUACUGCCCUUGGCAAAUGAGUCCACAGAGUAAAAUUCUUUGAAGAGAAAAUGGAAUUUAAAAAUAAAAAUAAAGACAAGGUGAGACAGACGAGG